Schizophyllum commune H4-8 is the source of this 4486-nucleotide messenger RNA. RefSeq lists its product as uncharacterized. The record is from RefSeq and is a predicted model, not a curated record. Gene Ontology annotation, molecular function: GTP binding. The transcript is spliced from 7 exons. Lineage: Eukaryota; Fungi; Basidiomycota; Agaricomycetes; Agaricales; Schizophyllaceae. The annotation marks the transcript as partial.
GCCACCUGCUUCCAUCUCCGUGCCUCGUUUGUCGCCCGCCCCGGGUCUUUUCUCUUUCGCACCCUUUUGUCACGCAUAUAGUCACCUCCACGGGGGCAUGUCCAAAGCGCAACCUCUCAAGGAGAGACUCUUCUCCCAAUCCCCCGACCCCGUGAAGGCCAACAUCCUCCGCGAAUCCGGCGCAGGCUGGAGCUCGCCCCCAUCGGUCCACAGCAGGAGCACCUCGGGCGGCGGCGGCGUCAUCUCUCCCCUCCGCAUCUCCAAGCGCGACUCCCCGCGGCUGGACGCGACGGCCCGCCAGUUCCCUACCGACAUCGCCCGCCGCUCGUCGAAUAGCUUCAAGCAUGUCCGCAGCAACAAACUCGUCUCCCAAUCGCCCUUCAAGAGCAAAGCGCUGAAGACCCACAGUCCCCCGCACCCCUCGGGGGUCCAGUUCCCAUCGUCCCCGCGCCGUGUGUCGGGCGAGAAGCGGCCAAGGCCACAGUCGAUGCAGGAGCAGGCGGAGACGGAGAAUGAAAGGCCGCUUGCUCUCAAGCGGGAGCGACGGCAGUCCAAGGCGUAUCUCGGCCUGGUGACGAAGGAGCCGGUCACGAAUAGCCCCUUCCGCCGCCCUGGCGACCCGCUCUCACCGCCUGCGUCGGCGGUGCCCCCGCUCCCACCAUCCAAGCACACCGGGCUCCCUCCUCGCGAGACCUCUACCGAGCCCGUCGAUCCCUCUCUAUUCGACCCACCUCCCAAACAAUCCUUACGCCCGUCCAAUAGCCUUAAACGCCAGAAUGGCCCAUCGCCCAUACGCUCGUCGCUCGUCUCCAAGCGGCUGCACGGCCCACGUGUCAGUGGCAAACGAGGACGCAGGAAAACAGUCACUUUCCACAACGAAUGCGACGUCGUCGAAUUCGAACGGGACGAGUACGGCGAUCAGGUCUUCUCUGACGACGACGAGUCUGGCUACGAAACGGUGUCUGAUCAUGCUGACGACCAUGACGAAAUUCAAGAUGACCAGCGCAUGGACGUGGACGACGCGCAGUACGCCGAUGCACGCCUCCAACCUCCCCACUCCGAAGAAGCGAACACCUCCUUCGAUAGCGUUAACCUGUCCGAGACCAGUAACAACUCGUUCAAUGGGAACAGCUCAUUCAACGCGGACGGCGAAACUAGCAUCGCGGAUCUUAUGGACGAUAUGCUGGAGGAGGCGCAGCCGGAUGGACUGGGUCGUACAUCCACCCCUCCCCGCCCUGCCCACGACAUACCCACUGAUCUGGAAACCGAGGACGGCGUCCCCUUCGGACACUCGCAUCAUAUCCAGCGCGCGCAGGAGUUCCACCACCAGGAGCAUGAGCAACCUCAUCCGACGCCGCCAUCGCCUCCGCGGUUCACAGCCGAGGUCACCUUCGGCGGUCCUCCACUGUCUUCAUCCACGCCACCGCAGACCCCGGAUCGCAGCGGUGCUCACUCGCCGCCUCUUGGUCGUUCUACUCAUGCCGAGCGCGUUCAGGCUGCCCGGGAAGAGGAGAAGGAAGAGGCUCGCAUAGAAGAGGACGUGUCGAUGCUCCCUCCUUCGCCGUCGCCCGCGAAGGCUGGCCGCAGGAAUAUCCUAUAUAAUGACGAGAGCGACGAAGAAGCCGAGCAGCCCAUUGCCCCUCCGCAAUUCCAGAGUCCGAGGUCAAAGGACCAUGCGGAUACAAGCUGGUCCGGAGAUCGUUCCUUCACUCGCGAGCAAGAGGGAUCGUUCUCGCGGUUCGAUGAGGAAGGUCGGCCACGGUCUCGUCCUCAGGACGAGCACGAUGACGAUGGAGCUAUGGACCCCAGCAACCUUAGCAUCGGCAACUCCGAGAUCAGCUUGGACGGCCUCGAUCGGGAGCUGGUAGAGGAUGAGCGGGCAGCAACUCCUCAAGACCGACCGACCACACCAAGCCGACCCCUUCCGCGGCAGCCGGAGCCUCGUAGGUCGAUGGCCGACCUUGCGACGAGCUCGCCCAGGGACUCACCCUCCUCGUUCGCGAGAUCGCCGCCACAGGUCACCUCGCCUACUGCACCUCACCUAGAGCGACCGGCCAGCAGCCAGUCAUUUAGGCCGAAUCCGAGCCCGCGUCCUCGUAUUACUCGGGAGGAUAUUCAGCAGAGGAUCAAGCGUCAGCUGGCGAGCCCGAGUGGGAGUCCGUCCGGGAGCAGGCAGGGUAGUCCUGUGGCGGAGUUCCCUACUCCUGCUCAUGAGCGCCCGGCGAGUCGCCUCAGCGAGUCCGGUGGGAGCCGAUUUGGCGAGUCUGCUGGGAGUCAUCACGACAGCCCUAUGCCAGACGCUCCGCGUAUCCGCGUGGACAGCAUGUCUUCCUCGCAUGGCGACAGCCCUCUUGCUGAGCAGCCGCCUUCGCUUUCGCCGCCGCCGGUGGUUGAGGAGCCGCAUGCCGAGUCCUCUUUGCUUGCAGCGAAGGACGACAAGGACUCGCUCGCGGUCAAGGAAGACAAGGAACGCGACCGCAUGUCCGUCCUGACGAACUUCAGUACGGAGACAUCGACGGUGGAGAUGGCCAUGAAGACGCGAGUCAGCAUCGGCCACGCCUUCACCGUGGAGUCGCCCAGGCAGGAAGGCAUCGUCGAGUCUCCCGAGCAGGAGGACGUCGUCGAGGAGGAGUUCGGAAUGCUGAAGCCGUCAGACGACAAGCUAAAGCUCGACUUUGGCAGCAAGUUCGGGCUUGGGCGGCUGCAGCUUGGUGACAUGGACCUCGAUGUUAACAUGGACGAGGUUCCGCUUGAGCGGCCGUGCAGGCCGGAGUCGAUGUUGUCUGGCAGCGUCCGGUCGGAUUACGAGGUCAGCAUCCACUCGAGCACGCGCGCGGAAGUCGCACCUGUCGAUCUCGACGUCGACGUCCGGAGCGCGCUCGACCGCCUUAUGGAAGACGUUGCUGGUGGCAUGCCAGAGGAUGGCGACACCUCAAUGGAGACCGAUGACUAUCCAGAUCACCACCACCCCAGCCACCCACCGCGCGCGAACCCGACAGAACGCGCCGCGACGGACACCGCACUCUUGGGUAAAGAGACCGCUUUCUUGUCCCGUAACACCAGCGCCGCAUCGUCGGAGAGCGUCCCGCCUCCGCCCCCGCCGAAGGACAAAAUCCGCACGCGGGAGCAGCAGAUUCUUGAGAAGCGGCGCGAGAGGAGGGCGGAGCUGUACUCGGAGGACUUCACGCCGAGGCACCGACACCUGAACGUGCAUGGUGGUCGCGGGAGCAGGAGACGGAGCAGGAGUACGGGGGAUGUGCUGCAGGAUGUGGAGCCGUUGGAUGUGGCGCCGACGGUUGAGAACGAUACUCUGCUUCAGGAGAGUAUAGAGCGGGAGUUGAUGAAGAUGGACGGUGGGAACAAGAGCAAGUACCUGAUCCGCGAGCGCGAGACGAUCUACGCGUCUUCGUCGAACGAGGAGAGGGUAUCGCAUAUGUCCGGUCCCGGCGAUGUAAACGUGAGCAAGGCUUGGAGACCUGUGAGGCGUCCGUCGGACAUGAACGAGUAUGCGAAGCAGAUUCGCGAGCUCCGGGCGCAGGAAGGCAAGUCCAAGGCGUAUGGCAAGGUUUUUGUCAAGGUCGUCGAGAUCAAGGGAAUACAUCUACCCUUGCCGGAGGAGCCGACGAAGAUGACCUGCACGCUGAACAAUGGCAUUCACUUCGUGACGACGCCCGAGGUUGUGCUGCAGCCGACGUCUAUCAUCGAGCAAGAGUUCGAGCUUAUUGAGCACAGUAAGCUCGAGUUCACGCUCACUCUGAAGAUCAAGCGUGAGCCGCACAUCACUGCCCAGUUCAAGGCCCUUGUUCCGCCAAAACCCGUCGCGCCACCUCCGCCUCCACCCGUCGUGCAUCAGGCAUCGUCGAAGAGCAGCGGGUUGCGCAGCUUGUUCGGCGGCUCCUCGUCCCCCAAGAAGCACAAACAUAUGUCGCAGCCCGCGCCUGCUCCAGCCCCCAUUCGGCAACCUCUGCCUCGACUCGCCGACAACUUUGCGCGCUACCUCAAGCCGGACGGUACGAUGGCCCGCGCCUUCGUGUCGUACAAGGAGAUCGCGCCUCACUGCGACACCCGGCUCUUCUCCACGACCUACCCGCUCAUCGGACAGCGAUUCGAGCUCGGUGGCAAGUGGUCGAACCUGCAGGUUGGAGAAAUCCAGUUGCAGGUGUUCAGGCUCCCGCCGUUGCCGGGUAUUCCGCAGAACCAGAUGCCGCAGAGCUUGGACGAAUGCGUGCGCGGGCUGAGGCAUAUGCACUGGCAUAAGGUGACCUACUUUGAGGGCACGUUGACGCAGAACGGGGGCGACUGCACGUCGUGGCGCCGCCGUCAGUUCAGAGUCAUUGGCGGCUCCUUGGUCGCGUUCAACGACGUUACCAAGCGUGCUAUCACCACCAUCGACAUCAAGAAGGCCAUCGCAGUGCAGGACGACGACGACGCUCGGCGGAGGGCACUCAGCCCGACGUCGGGCUCGUCUGCCGCCUCUCGCUAUCUC